AUGUUCCAAACGAACUGCUCAACAGAGGUUAAUGAGCAUGGAGGUUCCAAAAACGAUUUGCUGAUGCUCUUUCCCAAACUCAGCUUGAUCCCGUUCCUCACAUGGUACAUGCGGAUGCCAAGAGGCUGCGACGGUGUUACUCAAUCCCCGUUGAACCGGUAUCCAAGGUGUUCGACGACGACGACAACCUCCUCAUUGAGACCAUCGUCUGCCUCGGAUUCCCCACCACCCUCAUUUGCGCCUCCCUAUUCUGCAAGCGCUGGCUUUGGCAUGCCUCCGACCCCGCUAUCCUCUGUCGCUUCCAGCUCGACGCCGUCAUUCUCCAUGCAAACUUUAGCUUGGACACAUACAAGGGCAUUAGAAUUCACAUUGUGGACUGUUGAAACGGCAACAUCUUCAUCUGCAGCAGGACAUCCUCAUGUAUAG
Messenger RNA from Triticum turgidum subsp. durum (durum wheat), 426 nucleotides. Lineage: Eukaryota; Viridiplantae; Streptophyta; Magnoliopsida; Poales; Poaceae. The record is from the annotation of a GenBank genome assembly.